Parastagonospora nodorum SN15 is the source of this 1158-nucleotide messenger RNA. RefSeq lists its product as hypothetical. Lineage: Eukaryota; Fungi; Ascomycota; Dothideomycetes; Pleosporales; Phaeosphaeriaceae. The coding region runs from base 1 to 1158 and encodes 385 amino acids. The record is from RefSeq and is a predicted model, not a curated record. The transcript is spliced from 4 exons.
AUGACAAGUGCCACGCCAUCGUCGUCAAAGCCAGCUCGCCCACGAUCCCCGCACUUUCCUCCACACAACGCUCCACGUGUAUGGUUCAUCACCAGGGGUGUAUCCCCAAUCGCCAUCGCAUUAGCAAGGCAGGUACUUGAGCAUGGCGAUUAUGUAGUAGCUGGUGUUGUGCCUACAGAGUUCGAGAAAAAAGAAGGCCAAAGCGAAGACUUUCGCAAUUUCCUCGAGGAAGUGAAGAGGACUGACAGAUGGCGUGAACGAUUGCGAGUAGUUGGUCUGGAUGCAAGAGUCGUUGGUCAAUGUCAGGCAGCGGUUGCAGAAGCAGUCGAAGCUUUUGGGCGUAUCGAUGUGCUCUUGUCUGUGAUCGGUGCUGUAGAAGAGUUGGCUCAAAGCAAUCGCACUGUAAGCUUGGUGGACGAGAUCUUCGAGAUCAACUUCUUUGCCAAUGUCAACAUCAUCAAAGCCAUCUUGCCAGUAAUGCGAGAACGGAAGAACGGUCAUAUCAUAGUCAUAACUGGCAUAACCGGCCAUCUUGGCACACCAGGACUGGGCAUGUACUGUUCCUCGCAGUGGGCGACCGAAGGAUACUGCGACAGUCUCGCGUAUGAAAUCGCCCCUUUCAACGUCAAGAUGUCUAUAGUGCAAGCCAACAUGGAAGUCAAUGUGUUGACCAACCGCAUCACUUCAGUACCACCCAUGGCCGAGUACCUGCAAGAAGAGAACCCUGCUCCCCUCGCACGCGAAAUCUUCUCUGGACUUCUGGACAAGUUGGAGCGCAUCGAGAACCCACGCCCAGGUUUCGAUGCUAGAUCCCCGGACAGCGAAACCACCACUACCCCGGAUGCUGGCAUGGAUGAGCCUACUAUGGGCGAUCUGCUCAGCUCGGACAGAGUAACAUCGUUGUAUGCGCCGUUGCCGUCAGCUGUCAAGAGUUCGUUGAUCGCCGAAACAGUUCAUGCAUUGACUGCGAUUGGUGGACAUGAUAAUCCACCGGCGAGGCAUAUCGUUGGUACAGAGGGUGUCACGGCCGUUAAGGAGAAGCUGAAGACAACAAGCGAGGAGCUGGAGGACUUCAUCGAAGUCAGUAAUGCCGUGGACAUUGCAAAGAUGGAUCACGACACUAUGAGUUCGAUGGGUUUUGAUCUUAACAUGAUGUAA